This is a messenger RNA of Rotaria socialis, 1062 nucleotides long. The record is from the annotation of a GenBank genome assembly. NCBI's taxonomy places the organism in Eukaryota, Metazoa, Rotifera, Eurotatoria, Philodinida, Philodinidae.
AUGAAUUCAAUUAGAGAUGCACCUAAUUCUAUCCAACCGAGAGCUGUGUCACUCAAUAAUAAUAUUGACAAUAGUACUACUCCAACAAGUGCACCAGAUAUUUCGAUGCCCCUACCAGCACGUUUUUGGCUUUUACUCUCAUUCGAAGUACCAGGCCUUACAUGCACUUUGCUGCUUAUCUAUCAUCUACUCAUGGAUCGAUCUUUACGCACAGCAUUACAUAAUCAUGUUGUUAUUCUUUCUCUGUUUGGUGCAUUGUUGACACAGCUAAUCGACAUCCCAUUUUAUCUUGCUUUCUCUUGGCUGAGUCAUGUUUGGCUAGAAGCGCAUUUCUUCUGUAAACUUUGGCGGUUUGUCAAUGUGGGUGUAUUUCUUAUGAUUAGUAUUUUAAUAGCAUACGCAUCAAUUGAAAGGCAUAUUUUAGUAUUUCAUGAUAAACUUGUAUCCACGAAAAGAAAACGUAUUCUCUUUCAUUAUCUCCCACUUGGUGGAGUUCUUCUUUAUGGUUUUACAUUCUACACAACUGUUAUAUUUUUUCCAAGCUGUGAACAAGUAUACGACUACAGUCAACCUUGGUGUUCGUACCCAUGCUAUCUCAGUGACUUUGCACUUUCAACAUAUGAUGUAAUGGUAAAUACAAUCUUGUCAAUUAUCUUGACAAUUGUAUUCAGUAUUGCACUAUUGGUACGCAUCAUUUAUCAAAAGUAUCGCCUUCGACGGCCUAUUCAAUGGCGUAGAUAUCGAAGAAUGACGAUUCAAUUGCUUUCGAUAGCGUCACUAUAUGUUUUUAUCGUUUUACCUGUACCAAUCCUUAUAUUUGCGCAUUUAUGUGGAUUACCACGUGAAGUUGGCUCGGAAGUUGAACUCUAUACAUAUUUUUUAUGCUACUUUAUUCCUCUACUUUUGCCGUACGUCUGCUUAGGUUCAUUGCCAGAAGUAUGGGAAAAGAUAGGAGUGAUAAGAAAUGCACGAGCACAGUUUUCACAACGUACAGCCACAAUUGUACCAACCCAUGUUCAACGUUUGACUGUUGCUAUGCCUCCGAUCGCUGAGCAGGUAUGA